AUUUUGUCAAGAAAGUGAGGAAGGCUAGCAUAGACUCGCUUCCACCGGAGUGGAGGAAGAGUCCUCCACAGUACUCGCCUUUUGGUUCGCUCGUCACCGAUCCAAAAGUAGGCAACCUUCGAUACUCAAAACCCUUGUUUUCUUCCUCAACAUUCCUGACCACAUUGUUCCUCGCAGCCUGUAGCAGAAGUAACUGUUGGCUGAUUAUAGAUGGCACCCAAUCCAAAAGUGGUAGCGGCCUAUCGGGCAAUGGCAAAUCUUGGGAUUCAUGAAUCGAAAGUGAAACCAGUAUUGAAGAAACUACUUAGAUUGUAUGAUAAAAACUGGGAACUUAUCGAAGAAGAGAGCUAUAGAGCUUUGGCAGAUGCAAUCUUUGAGGAGGACGAAAAUAAGGUGCCAGAGCUGGAGCAGAAAAAGAAAAGCAAGAGAGUUGAUGAAGCAGAGGUAGAUGAUGAAGAAGCUCAUAUGCAUGAUGAGCCAUUGCGACCAUUGAAGAGGUUGCGUUUAAGAGGCCAAGAGGUUCAAUCUUCUCGCCCACUGACUAGCUUUGGUCCCAGCUCAGCAGCUUCUCUAUUGAAAAUACCUAAAUUAGAUGAUGACACAGUACCUGGAAGUAGUUUCAGUCUGGAGCCUCGAAGCACAGCAGCAUUAUCUGAUGAAAAUGCAAGCAUUGAAGUGCGUCAAGUUCCACCACAAGAUGCCAUUGUUGACAAGGGAAAGAAACCUCUAUCACCUCAAGUUAAUACCAGCGGGAGAAAAUUUAUAUCUGACAGAGCGCCCCCUGCUGUACCAGUCAAAGAACCAACAGUUGAACCGGGAGCCUCUCUGUUACCGAAAAACAAAAUGCCUCUUACUUAUUCUUUUAUCGAGCCCAAGGAUGAGCCUAUUGAUGAUAUACCAGAUUAUGAGGUUCCCAUUGCGGUGGUUCCAUCUGAACCAUCAGGUGGAAGAGAUGGUGCAACUGGAAAGCAAGAUGGCCAUGGCACUGUGGCAUCACAAUGCAGAGAGCCCCCUGCAGUACCAUGUAAAGAGCCAACAGUUGAACCAGGAGCCUCUUAUGCUUUGAUAGAGCCCAAGGAUGAGCCUGUUGAUGAUAUGCCAAAUUAUGGGGUUCCCAUUGCAGUGAUUCCUUCUGAACUAUCAAGUGGAAGAGAUUCUUCAAUGAAGAAUGGUGCAGCUGGAAAGCAAGACUGCCAUGACACUGUAGCAUCACAAUGCAGAGAUGAAGAAAUUGGAGGUGAAGAUAUUCUUCCUUUCUCAAAUGAAGAAGCAACUUCUAAUGUAGAGAUAGCCUCGUCAUCUAUGGGAGAGGAAGGACCUGUAAAUAAAACACUAACUGUUGACGUGUCCAAGGAAUCUGAGGCAAAUAGUAGUUUGAUUGUCAGAGGAAAGAAAGAUUCCGUUAUGCCCUCUUGCAUUUCAAAUGGAUCAAUCAAUGUUAAGACUUCUUCUUUGGUUGCACCUGAAGUUCCCAUUUCUCUACCCUGUCGGAGUGGUCUGGAUGAUGCUGUACUAGUUUCCAUGAAGGAUGGAAUGAAUGAUUUCAUAGAAAGUGAUGGUGGGAAGGAGCGCGAAGAUCCGAUAUCUCCAAAUUCAUACCCAAAGCAUCAUGUUACAACUAAGGAUAUAAUGACUAUUUGUGACGUUAAUGAUCUAACAAAGGGAGAAGAAAGAGUGAAAAUUUCAUGGGUUAAUAAUAUCACUAAUGAUUCCCUACCAUCCUUUCACUACAUACCACGAAACCUUGUUUUUGAAGAUGCUUAUGUUAAUAUUUCUCUAUCUCGCAUUGGGAAUGAGGAUUGUUGUUCAACUUGUAUGGGCAAUUGUGUCCUAUCAUCUAAACCAUGUUCUUGUGCAAAUAAAACUGGGGGUGAAUUUGCUUACACUGCGCAAGGCCUACUAAAAGAAGAGUUCUUGGAAGAGUGUAUUGCCAUCAGCCGCAACCCUCAAAAUUAUUUCUGUUGCAAAUACUGCCCGCUGGAAAGAGCAAAGAAUACUGAUUGUCUGGAACCAUGUAAAGGACACUUAAAAAGGAAGUUUAUUAAAGAGUGCUGGAGCAAAUGUGGCUGUGGGAAACUUUGUGGCAAUCGGGUUGUCCAGCGUGGAAUAACUUGCAACUUGCAGGUGUUUUUAACUUCAGACGGAAAAGGGUGGGGUCUUCGUACCUUAGAGGACAUACCGAAAGGUGCAUUUGUAUGUGAGUUUGUUGGAGAAAUUUUAACUGUGAAAGAGUUGCAUGAGAGGAAUUUGAAAUAUCCCGAAAAUGGGAAAUAUAGGUACCCAAUUAUAUUAGAUGCAAAUUGGGAUUCAGAAGUUCUGAAGGAUAAAGAAGCUCUUUGCUUAUAUGCAGCAUCGUAUGGAAAUGCUGCUAGGUUUAUUAAUCACAGAUGUUUGGAUGCAAACUUGAUUGAGAUCCCAGUUGAAAUUGAGGGUCCAUCUCAUCACUACUAUCAUUUUGCCUUCUUCACAGCCAGAAAAAUAGAAGCACAGGAAGAGCUCACUUGGGAUUAUGGCAUCAACUUUGAUGACCAUGAUCAUCCUGUCCAGCUGUUCCGGUGCAGAUGUGGCAGUAAAUUCUGCAGGAAUAUGAAGCGAUCAAAUAGAUCCAUUAGAUCGUCAAUUGCAAGAUGAUAGCCAUUCUUAUGCUAAACCAAUUUUUCUGUCAAGACCCAACCUACUGAAGUAUUCUUUUUUUAUUUUUUUUAUUGUUCUUCUUGUAGGUUGGAUAUUGUUUACUUUGUACACCAUCUGGUAAAAAAAGAAAGAAAAUAACCUUUAGGUAGUAGCAAUUCUGAAUCUUUGGUGUCUUGUGGCAUCAUUCAUGGGGGUUCGUUGAAUGCUAAUGGAUGAUUGUAUUUUGGAAGUUUAUGUUGUGCUAAAUGCAUGACAGACUAAUUGUUAAGAAAACUUUUCUGGAAUUUAUUU
Messenger RNA from Gastrolobium bilobum, 2925 nucleotides. Its product is annotated as probable inactive histone-lysine N-methyltransferase SUVR2. The transcript has 13 exons. The record is from RefSeq and is a predicted model, not a curated record. NCBI's taxonomy places the organism in Eukaryota, Viridiplantae, Streptophyta, Magnoliopsida, Fabales, Fabaceae. Bases 211 to 2631 code for a protein of 806 amino acids. Gene Ontology annotation, cellular component: nucleus. Gene Ontology annotation, molecular function: zinc ion binding; protein binding; histone methyltransferase activity.